Molecule: messenger RNA, 867 nt
Organism: Penicillium coprophilum
Lineage: Eukaryota; Fungi; Ascomycota; Eurotiomycetes; Eurotiales; Aspergillaceae
Product: RTA1 domain-containing protein
Exons: 3
Coding region: 1-867 (288 amino acids)
Cellular component (GO): membrane
Source: RefSeq, a predicted model, not a curated record
AUGAGUGAGAACGGAGAAGUGAGCUUUAAGCUCUACCGCUAUACGCCUUCUCUGGUUGCAGCAAUCAUCUUCAUUAUUCUAUUUGUCAUUGCGACUCUCUAUCACCUGUACCAAGUGGUUCGCACGCGAUCCUGGUAUUUUACCAUCUUCGUCGUUGGCGGAGCCUUUCAGAUCAUAGGUUACAUCUGCCGCGCACUAGCCCACGACAACAAGGAAAACAUCCCGAUUUACUCAGUUGGCACGAUCAUGAUUCUUCUCGCUCCUCCGCUAUACGCCGCGUCGAUCUACAUGACUCUGGGUCGACUUAUCGUGCAUCUGGAUGCCGAGAAGCUGAGUGUAGUGCCAGUCAAAUGGCUCACUGCAAUCUUCGUCACAGGAGAUGUAAUCGCAUUCUUGAUGCAAGCAGCAGGCGGUGGUAUCAUGGCCAGCGGAACGAUGAGCGCGAUGACCACCGGCGAACACAUCACGAUCGGCGGUCUUGCCGUCCAAUUAGUAUUUUUCACUGUGUUCAUCGUUGCUUCCUCGAUCUUUCACUAUCGUAUUCGCAAUAACCCCACCGAGAAAUCCGUCAGUCGAUCGCGCACAACUAGUUGGGAAAUCGCCAUGGUCGGACUGUAUGUCGCCAGCAUUCUGAUCCUCGUUCGAUCGAUCUUCCGCUUGAUCGAGUACGCCCAAGGCAAUAGUGGAUAUCUCAUUAGCCAUGAGGUUUUCAUGUAUGUUUUUGAUUCAACGCUUAUGUUCUUUGCCAUGGUUGCUAUGAGCAUCUUGCACCCAUCGAAGGUGCUUUCUCGGUCAUCGAGGCGACAACGCCCGUCUAAGGACUCUCGGUCAGAGCACACAGAGAUGAUUUCCUCGACGGACGUUUAG